AUGGCGCGCCGUCACCGCCCGCUCUUCUACACUGUUCUCGCGUCGGUGAUAGCGCUGCUUGUGGUGCACGGCGGUGCACCGGCGGCGGCGCUAUUCGGAUCGGCGCCGUGCCCCGCCACGGUGGAGGCUGCGCUGGAGUGGUGCAACGGGCUCUUUGGCGGCGCUGGCGGAAUCGUCACGGUUGGUGCGUGGAGCGAACACUUCUUCGCGUGUGUAUGCAACGGCGUUGCACCGCUAGUCAUCAGUCGUCACACCGAUUCACCUGGCGGAAGCGAGCAGCAGUCGUCGUCAUCGCUCCCUGAAUGGGACUCCUCGCGAGCGUGGUCGACCCAAUUGUCGCCGUCAAUGGCGAUAUCCUCGUCCUCAGCGCCAUCAAAGCACACGUGCCGGUGGGAUGGCUUCUUCUCAUCGUACCCUGAUGGUGAACAAUGCCUGCCUAGCACUGGCGUGUGCCCCACCAACUGCACUGUCAUGCCACCGUUCCUCUGCGACAGCCAGCAGGCAAGCAGAUGCACCAUCAGCGACAACGGCACGCUCCUGUACACCUGCCUGACCUGCACUGGACGGCUAUUCACCAUUAACAAGACAGGCCCAGACACUUGCCCCCGCACGUACACGGGGGCGCUGUGUGACCCGCGGACUGAGUGCAGCGGCCAUGGAUGUUGCGCCAUGCACAACGUCGAACCCUCGAGCAGCUCCGCGACUGGCGGCGUGUGCAAUUGUUUUGCGAACCGCUCGCAUGGCUACUACGCCGGUGAAAACUGCGCUGCAUGCGCGCCCGGCUACUAUGUGGACUCCGAGGGGGUCUGCAAGACGCGCGUGCAGCCAGUGCAGAUUUUGCUGGCGUCGAUUGGCAAGACGUGGACGAUGGUGUCCCCCAACGUCUCAGUGCUCUUCCUCUUUGUCAUUUUCAGUAUGGUGCGCAAGCUGAACACGUCUGACCGGCCGUUCGAACUGACUGGCCUGCGGCGGGCAAACCUGUCCUCGGUGCAGGUGGCGCGGCGGCGGCAGCAGAGCCUCUUCCACUCCAAGUACAUCCCGAUGCGGCCGGCGAAGAGCCGCUCUUUUACGAAUCCGCACCAGCCCCGCACGAGAGGACCGCCCGCGUAUUGA
Messenger RNA from Leishmania major strain Friedlin, 1113 nucleotides. RefSeq lists its product as hypothetical. The record is from RefSeq and is a predicted model, not a curated record. Lineage: Eukaryota; Euglenozoa; Kinetoplastea; Trypanosomatida; Trypanosomatidae. The transcript has a single exon. The coding region runs from base 1 to 1113 and encodes 370 amino acids.